UGCUGAACAGAUCAGAGCAGGCAAAUGUAGCCACCCACCUCUAGGAGGAAAACUGAGCCGCAGCCCUGGUGAAACAUAAAGUUUAUUCGACUAAAGUGACGCAAAAAAUUCUUAAAGAGCUCUUUGGCAGCAGAUUAUCUGGAAAUCAGACCAUGUGAGGGGGACUGGGGUACAAAAAGCUCCCCAGGAUGCUGAGCUGGCCACAGGCUGAGGUAAAUGUGGCUGAAGGGGACUCGAGCAAGGGCAGCGCUCCGGACCGACCCCGCACACAGAUGGUGCUUGUGCCUUCAAUCUGAUGGAUUUAAGUAUGGAAGAGGAAUUCUAAAAGUGCUGGGAAUAAAGGUGUGGGAAGACAAACCCCGAAGGGACCCUGUGGUGCUGCCUGUCUGCAAGUGACCAGAACCAAUCUCAGCAAAAAUGGAAAAAAAGGCCACGAGCAAUGAGACAGAGCCCCUGACUUCCAAGAAAGAUGCCUCAGACUGCAGCAAAGGAGAAGACUGCAAAGAGAACGGACUUCUGGUCAGGAACCCUAAACCUGCCCUGCGGCUGGUGGAGGACGGCAACAAAGUCCAGCCGAGCCAGGGGGACAAAGGGGAGGCAGCUCAGAUCUCCAAUGGUUUUUCGGGGGUUCAAAGCUCAGCUCCCUGCCAUGCAGAGGGGGAGGAUGCCCAGGGCACGGCCCCAGCAGCCACCACCACCACCACGUCCACCACCUGCGGGGCCGAGGCUCAGCAGCAGCUGAUGGAGCUGGAGGACAGGGAGACCUGGAGCAAAAAAAUUGACUUUCUCCUCUCUGUCAUUGGAUACGCAGUGGAUCUGGGAAAUGUGUGGAGGUUUCCUUACAUCUGCUAUCAGAAUGGAGGAGGGGCAUUCCUCAUUCCUUACACAAUCAUGGCUCUCUUUGGAGGGAUUCCUCUCUUCUAUAUGGAAUUAGCACUAGGACAGUACCACAGGAAUGGCUGUAUUUCCAUUUGGAGGAAAAUAUGUCCUAUAUUCAAAGGAAUUGGCUUUGCCAUCUGUAUCAUAGAUCUUUACGUAGCCUCCUACUACAACACCAUCAUGGCUUGGGCUUUUUACUACCUCAUCUCCUCCUUCACGGCGGAGCUGCCCUGGACCAGCUGCACAAACCCCUGGAACACAGGAAACUGCACCAACUACUUCAGCAAGGACAAUGUCAGCUGGUCCCUGCACUCCAUCUCUCCUGCAGAAGAAUUUUAUACCCGCCAGGUGCUGCAGGUGCACAGGUCCAAUGGGCUGGAUGACCUGGGGGGCAUUAGCUGGCAGCUGACCCUCUGCUUGCUGCUGAUCUUCACCAUUGUGUACUUCAGCAUCUGGAAAGGGGUCAAAACAUCUGGCAAGGUGGUUUGGGUGACUGCCACGUUCCCUUACAUCAUCCUCUUCAUCCUGCUCGUGAGAGGUGCAACUUUGCCUGGGGCUUGGAGGGGUGUCCUCUACUAUUUGAAACCUGACUGGCAGAAACUCCUGGCCACUGAGGUUUGGGUGGAUGCAGCAGCUCAGAUUUUUUUCUCCCUGGGACCAGGUUUUGGGGUCCUGUUGGCUUAUUCCAGCUACAAUAAAUUCCACAACAACUGCUACCAAGAUGCUCUGGUCACCAGCACCGUGAACUGCUUGACCAGCUUUGUGUCUGGGUUUGUCAUCUUCACCGUGCUGGGGUACAUGGCUGAGAUGAGGAAUGAAGAUGUCUCAGAGGUUGCCAAAGACACUGGACCCAGCCUGCUCUUCAUCACCUAUGCAGAGGCCAUUGCAAACAUGCCAGCUUCCACCUUCUUUGCCAUCAUCUUCUUCCUGAUGCUGCUCACGCUGGGCUUGGACAGCACGUUUGCAGGACUAGAGGGAGUGAUUACUGGAGUCCUGGAUGAAUUCCCACACGUCUGGGGCAAACGCAGGGAAUUGUUUGUCCUUGGUCUGACCAUCAUUUGCUUUUUGGGGUCACUGGCAACCCUGACAUUUGGAGGAGCAUACGUGGUGAAGCUGUUUGAGGAAUAUGCCACGGGCCCAGCUGUCCUGACCGUCGUGUUCCUGGAGGCAGUGGCUGUGUCCUGGUUCUAUGGCAUCACCCAGUUUUGCAACGAUGUGAAAGAAAUGCUGGGCUCUGCCCCAGGCUGGUACUGGCGAGUUUGCUGGGUUGCAAUUAGUCCCCUUUUCCUUCUGUUCGUCACUUGCAGCUUUCUGUCCAGCCCUCCUGAGCUGAGGCUUUUUGAUUAUGAUUAUCCCUACUGGACCACAGUUGUGGGUUACUGCAUAGGAACCUCCUCCAUCAUCUUCAUUCCCAUCUACAUGGUCUAUCGCUUGGUCAUCACCCCAGGGACACUUAAGGAGCGUAUUCUGAAAAGCAUUACUCCAGAAACAGCGACAGAAAUUCCCUUUGGAGACAUCCGCAUGAACGCAGUAUAAGCUGACCUGGUUCUGGGGAGGGAAGAGGAGCACAAAAUGUCACUUUUCCCCCCUCUCCCCCCAAAGAACCUCCUUUCCAGCUGAGACAACAAACAGUUUUCCACGGAGGCUGCACACCACUGGCACCAUUGGGAAAGGUGAUGCCUCCAGCACGUUUAUCCAAGCAAUUCAAUGACAUCUACUGUGCACUUCCAAGCAGGCUGGACUGAGCACUCACUGUGGAACACCAGGGAACAUCCCUGCUCCGGGAGUGGCACCGAGUGCCUGCAGCAGCCCCUCCAGGACGAGCAAGGCACGGCAGGAUUAGGUGUAGACCCCCAGUGUGUGGCAGUGCUCCUGUGUCUCCUCCCUCCGUGUGAUCGUUCGUACCGGGCAAUGUCGUAUUCGCUUCUAAGGUUCUCUACUUGCUUCAACUACAUGGGAAAAUGCACAAAUAUUUCUGAUAGCCAUACAUUACUCGAGUAACGCAGGGGUUUAUAAACUAGGAAAACAAAAAUAGGACGUUCCCUAGGUUUGUGGUGGAGUAGACAGAGAGGAAAAAAGCUGAGCAGCACAGCUCUGCACACAUCAGCACACACAGCUGGUAGCACCGGCCUCGUGUUCAUUUCCUCUGGUUUGUAGGUGGUAACAAUUUCUACUGUUUCUUGCAUAAAAAAAUCACAAAAAUUAUUUUUUGUGAUGUUUGAGGCAUCACUUUCCUUUAGACCCAAUCAAGCCACAAAAACUUAUCGUGAGUUACUUGACAAGCACUUAAGUUGCCAGCACUUACUGUACUGUUUCCAUAACCAAUCAUUGUCCUGGCAGAGCUACACAAACUACAAACCAACAAUGAAUCUUUUUGAGUUCUCAUGCCAAAAAGUGCAGUCUUAAAGAUCUCUUUCUCUGCUUCACUUCCCUUUUUUUUUUUUUUACAGUUAAUUUCACACUUAAAAUUUGCUGGAGCCUGUGGGGUUUUUUCCCUCCUCUUUCCUAGUACAGAAGUAAAAUUUAGAAUAAUCCUUUUGGCUGGCUGACAAAAGUACAUUUACAACUACCCAAACCUACUUUGAAGGUUUAGUAGCUCAUACUCUGAUGUGACUGCAUUAGGUUUUCAAGCUGAAGAAGAAAAAGAGAGGAUUUUUUUUUUUUUUUCUUAGCAAGAAGCUGAGUAGAGUUCAGCAGGACUGAUUCUCAUCAGAACACUUUAUAUUAAAUUUCAAGGUGUUGACACACAAAUUAACACCCAUGUCCACAUUAAGCUCUUUACAUGACAUGCACACAGGUGCUCCCCAAAUGCAGCUGCCCUGGCUCCUGGAGGACACGAGUUCUGCUGCAGUGGGAGUGCAGACAAACCCAGGAAGGCAUCAUUCCUGUACAAACUUGCAUUGUAUUUUUACUCUGGCACACAGAUGAUGAUGAAAGUAAAAUAAAAUAGAGGAUAAAAGGCUCUUUUGUAUCCCUUUGCUAAAGUUGCCAAGGUUCCCUGUGCAGCCAGAGCAGGGGGCAUUAAGGAACCUGUUGGAAUGACUGGGUAUGAAGCACUUGUCAGGUGAGAGGAAAGCAGGGAUGCUGUGUUUGCCUUCUGAAAACAUUGCCAUCCCCUCUGCCAAAGUUUUCCCCCUUUGUGUACCUAGAGAAAGGCCUCUUCCACUUCCACUUUGGAUAAUGACUUUUGAGUUCAUCUAAGUCUCAAUCCCAACUUCCAAUGAGGAAAUAACUGAAGAGGGACAAGGACUGUUCUUUCAGAACUGAGAUUCCUGAACUAUUUUUGAAAAGGGAAUAUGUUCUUUAAUUACCACUAGAAAAACACAAUAAAUCUAUCUUACUGGACAGCUACUCAUGUGAAAGUUUUGUAGCUUAAGCCUCAAGUGUAUUUGAAACCUACUUCCAAAAGUUAAAUUUUCUGAGUUCACUAACUGAAAAAAUACACAUGAAAUGUCACUGUAAGAUGAAUGAGGUAUUUGUACAUAUCCAACAACAAAGUGUGGGAAAUAAAGGAGAAAACCCUACCCCGUUUCUUUCCUCUUCAGACAGCAGUUCAGCGAACAAAAAAAAAACUUGCAAUUUUUAAGACACUGACACAGGAUAGACAUUGGCUCUCUGAGAGUUUCAGAGAGAUUUCCCAAGAAAUAUCACAUUUUCUAGUGAAUUAAGUCAGUCAGGAAACCCUGAUAGAAACACAAGCCCUGCAACAGCUGAAAUGUGAGACCAAUGUGCUCUGAGUCCUGAGAUACUGAGAGAGGAUGAAAACUCUUAGAAUUAUUUAAUGAUACAAAAAGCAAUGUAGAUUAAAAAGGCUUUUCUCUUCCUGAAUAGUACGAAGAUAAAAUACAUCCAUGUUUUCAUUCUAUAAAUGCUGAACUUGAAAGGCAGUUUAGUUCUCAUUACUUUUUUGUUACAGGGUGUACUAAUUCAAGUAUCUUAUUAUGGUAAGUUCAUUUUUUAGUAAUUCUAUUUAGCUGAGUGGUUGAAAUAUUGAGAAAUUGAUUUAUUUAUACAAUUCUUUUUUUUUUUUAACACAUCCCCAUCUGAAAACAUGUAAAGCAACCAAUAUUUAUCAGGUAGCUCAGCAAGUAGCCAUACCUUAAACACUGGUUUUGUACAGAAAUUACUUCUAUUGAAACCAAAUGAACUGCACUGCAGUUACAAAGUGUUUUGAGGCAUAAAAAUUCCUUCAGCUCACCUUCCACUCAUCUACCACAAGUAUAUCCUACCCUCUGUUCUGAACAGUGAAAAGGAAGUCAUGAAACUGGUAAAUUAGGACCAUCUUUGCCUUUUAAAGAGAAUUAAACUGGAGUUUUAGCUGUACAGAACUAAGUAUUCCCUCCAACUUGUACAUGAUGCACCUGUAUUAAUUUAUGCAGCUGUUUAGUUACAAGUGUUGCAAGCUGAUUGUAAGUCAUCAGUAUGUGCCUUGUACUGUAAACUGUUACUGUAAUAAAUUUAAUAUUCAUAAAUCA
Molecule: messenger RNA, 5354 nt
Organism: Onychostruthus taczanowskii (white-rumped snowfinch)
Lineage: Eukaryota; Metazoa; Chordata; Aves; Passeriformes; Passeridae
Gene: SLC6A4
Product: solute carrier family 6 member 4
Exons: 14
Coding region: 418-2415 (665 amino acids)
Biological process (GO): serotonin uptake; sodium ion transmembrane transport
Cellular component (GO): neuron projection; plasma membrane
Molecular function (GO): serotonin binding; serotonin:sodium:chloride symporter activity
Source: RefSeq, a predicted model, not a curated record